Messenger RNA from Zea mays, 1012 nucleotides. RefSeq lists its product as uncharacterized. The record is from RefSeq and is marked validated. NCBI's taxonomy places the organism in Eukaryota, Viridiplantae, Streptophyta, Magnoliopsida, Poales, Poaceae.
CUCUCUCUCUUCUCCUCCCUCUCUUCCUUUUCUCUUUUCUUUUUCUCAUUGCGACGCCUGCCUGGGCGACCGUCGCCGCUCUACACCAGGUGCCCAGGUCUUCGCCGGCGCCGAGCAGCCACCAGCCGCUGUGCAACAAAUCACGUCUGUCGAGGGCAUGGAUCCCUACAUGACAAGGCUCGGCGCCGGAGCCACUCACCAGCUUUCCAGGGCUGAAGCAAUGCCUGACCGAAGGUCUAGGUUUUGGCAGACAGAUGUGCAGCUUGCGCCUCGGAUAGACAUCAUCUGCCCUCUGCCUCGCCGCCCUUCUCGCCUACCGGUUCUCAAUAGCCCCAAGCUCAAUGGGGCACUCCCACUGUAUAGAGCAGACCCCACUUUUGAUAUCGUUGACCUCAUCCUUAGCAAGAAUGACCCUGAUGUGGAUACUGAUUCAAGCAGCCAGGCGGGCUUUUUCUGUGGCUCGCCUCCUGCACGCACUGACAACCCUGUUAUCAAUGACCCACAGUUUGGAAAGAAAACACCAUCCUUUUCUCCUUUAUUUGGUGGAAGCUCUUCCGGGAAAAUGACAGCUGGAAGAGUCGAAGUAGGUUCUCCGUCGUCUUGCGGGGCGAGCAGCCCGAAAGUAAGGAUCGAAGGUUUUGCUUGCGGGAACAAAGAGCCCCCUCACUGUUUUGCCUGAUGAUCCGGAUCAUUGACCCUACCUAACCCUGUUUUGCUACCCCCGCAACAUGUACAUUUCCCCUGCUAGUUUCUUUGGUUAAAAAACCUGGUAGUUUCUUUGAGUCGGAGUCGAGUAAGAGCGCUUGUUGUUGCCCCUUGUGAUGACCGUGGGUGGCUUUUGGUGCAAGGGAGCAGAGCACAGCUCUCGGAUGUAAAUAGGGUGGCGUAUGUAGUGCUAGAUGUUUGUAUGUGUCUGCUAAAAUGUAGUAGUAAGGUUGGGUGGGUCCAUGUGUCGGCGUCUGUAAAUAGCGUCAUGCAUUUGGAUGUAAAUUGAAAUGCGUCUUCAAUUAUU